UCCCUGACCCGCCCCCCCGCUGUAAUUCCCCGUAUGUUUGAACCCUUGCCGGUGGAGUGACUGAGCUCGCGGCUCUCUGCAGGGAGCUGUAGCCGGGGACCAUGCGCUCUGUGUGGGGUUUAGUGGCCGUGGUGGCCGCCGCCACCUUCUACCUCUACCUGCUGUCCGCCUUUCUGCCGGCCGCUCCGCCUCGAGCCCUGCAGCCCGGAGCAGAGGGACAGGAGCGCGAGGAGCUCGAGGAGCGCAGGUUGCAUUUCCCGUCUGAUCUGGAUGAGCUGCGGGAGCUGGCCGAGCUGUUGAAGUUCUAUAAACGGCAGCACACAGCCUAUGUGUUGUUGCUGUACUGCAGUGCCUACCUCUACAAGCAGUCCUUCGCCAUCCCCGGCUCCUCCUUCCUGAACAUGCUGGCGGGGGCGCUGUUUGGGCCGUGGCACGGACUGUUCAUCGCCUGCGUUCUCACCACGGUGGGCUCCACAAACUGCUACCUCCUGUCCCGCACCUUCGGCAAACGCCACAUCGUACGCCUCUUCCCCGAGAAGGUGGCCAUGUUACAGAUGAAGGCAGAAGAAAACAGAAGUAGUUUGUUCUUCUUCCUGCUCUUCCUGAGGUUCUUCCCAAUGACGCCCAACUGGUUCCUGAACGUAACCUCUCCGAUUCUCAAUAUUCCCAUCCCCAUAUUCUUCUUUUCCGUCCUCAUUGGUCUGAUCCCCUACAACUUCAUCUGUGUGAGGACGGGGGCCAUCCUGUCCGAGAUUACGUCUCUGGACGAUAUUUUCUCCUGGGGCACUCUCCUGCAGCUGCUGCUGAUAGCGUGUGCAGCCUUACUGCCUGGCGCUCUGAUUCGCCGCUACAGCAAGACCCACCUCAAAUUGGACGGCCUGGAGGUCAACGGCCACCGCAACGACCUGAACGAUCGCAAGAGUAGAUGAUCCGGACCCUGCAGGCACCACAGAGCGGGGCAGGGGUUUCAAGCGCUAGUCCUUCCCAGAAGCACUGUGGGCUGUUUUUCACAUCAUCACAGUUUCCCUCUCUCCCCAAAUGUAGUAGAUCAGCCAAGACAUGCUUGGUGUCUUUCUUUGUGCACUGGAGCUGCAAGGCUAAUGUAGCUAACAAGUAACGGACAGAAAGUACGUCGCAUUGGUAGAAACAGUAGUAGCCCAUCUUCGUCCAUCAGUCGUCCUCACUCCAGUGGCUCUUAAAGACUCGAGUUUGGGACCCCCGCUGUAGCAAAUCUAGAGCACUUUUGAAGUGGUAGGUCACUAUACGGAAGGAACAGCAAUGAAUUGGAGGUCCUGCACACUACAUACAACAAUACAUACAGGCCUCUGAAGUCGUGCAUCACUCUGUAGGACCAUAAUGCCCUUGUUAGGAACUCUGGGUCUAAGCUGGUUUUCUCUAUGGGGAAAAUGAACGACACCCUGUGGGAAACUAAAAUGUUUACUGAAACCGUUUAACCGUACAAACAAUUUUCCUCCGAAUGUCACUGGAUACUCUGAAUUACAGGGUGGUUAAGGAGUCUGUUGAAGAGUUAAAAUACAGCUACUGUGCACCAAAACUGCUGCACACAUCAUAACGCUGGCAGCUUCACCAUAAUACCCCACAAAACAAGUAAGCUUCGUCAGGUGUGGUAGUUGAGUUGCGUUGGCCUUAGAUGCCUACAGUUUGAGUAGCUGGUGUUAUUAUUUAACAGUGUUGAAGUUUAAUAGUGGUCUUACUUUCAUGAGGCAUCGUGUCAGUGCGGAGGAGUGUGAUGAAUGAACGGUGAAUCAAUAUCGUGCCCUUGGAAUUAUAAGGUUCUGACGUUUUUGUCAAAAUUGAGUUAUUCACGUUCUUAUUCUGUGACUUCUGAAUAUUAUGUGAGGUGUUUUGAAGUUGUAUACAUUUUUGAACACUUUAUCUAGAAAACAAUAAGGUUCUGUCUCCAAAGUCAAACUCUAACUUAGGUCUAUAACGUUCUACCUACGAGCCAAUCAGUACUUUGAAUACACACAAAAGGACCAAUCAGGUUCUGCUUCUUUGGCAUGUCGCUGCUCGGCUCAGUGACCGCAGAAAAAGUUUAUAAAACUUUAUGAAACAUGAAAACAUGUUGCUGAAACUCUGCCUGCCUUCUUACAGUUUUUUAAAAAGUCUUGUCUUAUUAUUAUUUUUAUUAUUAUUAUUAAUUAAAUAGCGUACAUUUGAAUUGAUGGGGUCUUAAUUACAACAUAAAGAUUAAUUUCUUGAUUCAUCCCAAAAUAAGACAUUUCGGCUCAUUACAGUCACAUUUCUGAUAUAAAACAAAACCUCACACUGCCUUUAGACUGACCCGCUACGCUUAUUUGCAGGGUCAGUUUAUUACAGUAGCUGGUUUCUGUUUAACUAAAGGAAACUUAAACUAAUGGUUCCUAACUAAAACUGACCUCUGCACUGGACAAAAUAUUUAGCAGUUUUUGCUUUUUGGAAGAAGAAAAAGAUAAUUUGUCCUAAAACAAGAAACAAAUGUUAUAAAAAAAGCCAUAAAAGCAUUAAAUCUAUCUUUCUGAUUAUUUAGACACUCUGUUACAGCACCAAUUUCAUGUUUUAAAACAAAUUACGAGUAUAAACUGUUUGUGUUCCUUGAAAAUCGUUGCUUCUUUUGAUGUUUUGCCAGAUAGAACCUUAUAACUCCAUGCAGUCAGUGAGUUCUUAGGAUUAGAGGUUCUAUUAGAACGUCUCGUGUUCCACAUACCAGUUUUGCUAUUUGGAAUCCAAAUUUUGUGAAGCUCAGUAUCUCAAAACUGCUGAGAACGCAGAUAGAACCUUAGAGUUCCAAGGGGACUAAAUGUGUUAACGCAACCAGCAGAUGGCACUGUUCUAGACUUCCCCUGGCCAGGAGACGGACCACUGGACGAGGGGAAGUUUUGGUGCCUUGAUUGUAACAGUGGGGAGUGUGUUUUGGUUCCGAAGAGGAUUUUGGAGGAAUAAGAUGAAUAUCUUAAAAAAAUAGCCUGCAUUUUCACUGGAAAUCUUACUUAGUGCCACAAAUUGGUAAUGCUGCCCUUGUUCUGGACACUCGUAUGCCAAGCAGGAGAUUAGCAAUGUCUUAAACACAUACAGGCACACACACUUUGACUGCAGCAACACAGAAAAUCUCACAUCUUAUUAAUAGAUUUCAUGAUAUGGAUUAUAGAACAUACCACACUUUCAGUAUGUGACCUAUUUGUAUGGACGACAGAAUCGAGAUGUUUUAGUUUAAAACAGAUUUACACUUUUUAUGAUGUUAUUUUGCGGCUGCGCGUUUGUGUGUGUGUGUAUUUCAGUGCUGUGUGAUUUGAUGUGCCUUUUCCCUGAAUGUGCCUUUAAGCCUGAAAGCCUGUGCAUGGAAGAGCGAGGUGGACUGUGUGUCUCAGGUGUUGUUUGUUUAUACGUGUGUUUACAUGUUUUUAUAGUGCAGUAUUUAUUGAUGUUUUUUAAUGUGAUUUAUUUGUGGCUUUUGCUGCUGCUUGAGAUAAACUUGCAAAAAGUCAUGGAAUGUAUUUAUGAUUAAUUCAGGUUGAUUACACUUGGCUUUUUUGGGGAGUGUGGUAUUAUUUUAAAAGGGGCGGAAAUUAAGAAAUAACACCUAAGAUUAUGAAAGUACAGCCGUGUGCUUAAGUUUUAACACCCCUGGUCAAAUUACAUGCUUUGUUGGUUUCCUAAGU
Colossoma macropomum (tambaqui) is the source of this 3659-nucleotide messenger RNA. RefSeq names its product transmembrane protein 41ab (gene tmem41ab). The transcript is spliced from 5 exons. NCBI's taxonomy places the organism in Eukaryota, Metazoa, Chordata, Actinopteri, Characiformes, Serrasalmidae. The coding region runs from base 102 to 929 and encodes 275 amino acids. The record is from RefSeq and is a predicted model, not a curated record.